Dufourea novaeangliae is the source of this 2032-nucleotide messenger RNA. RefSeq names its product methyltransferase-like protein 13. The transcript is spliced from 8 exons. The record is from RefSeq and is a predicted model, not a curated record. Bases 4 to 2010 code for a protein of 668 amino acids. Gene Ontology annotation, molecular function: S-adenosylmethionine-dependent methyltransferase activity. NCBI's taxonomy places the organism in Eukaryota, Metazoa, Arthropoda, Insecta, Hymenoptera, Halictidae.
AUUAUGAACUUAUUACCAAAAACGCAUGAAGAAUUUAGUCAGGUUGAGUACUGGAACACGUUUUUUAAGAAACGUGGUAAAAAAAACUUUGAAUGGUAUGGAGAAUACCCAGAAUUAUGCAGUAUACUCAUAAAAUACAUAAGAAUAAAAGAUAAUGUUUUAAUUGUUGGUUGUGGUAAUUCAACAGUUAGUAUGUGUUUAUACGAUGCUGGUUACAGAAAUAUUACUAACAUUGAUAUAUCACAUAUUGUUAUUAAACAAAUGCAUGACAUUAACGCAUCAGUGAGACCUGAUUUAAUUUAUGAACAAAUGGAUGCUACACAAAUGACAUAUCCAAAUGAAACAUUUAGUGUUAUUUUGGAUAAAGGUACUUUAGAUGCUCUUAUGCCAGAUACUAAGGAAGGAACAAUGGUAACAGUUAAUAAAUAUUUUAAAGAAAUCACAAGAGUUCUACGUAAUGGUGGCAGAUACAUUUGUAUUUCUUUACUACAAGAGCACAUUUUGAGGGAACUUUUGUCUUAUUUUCCAAGCGUUGGAUUUAUGUUUCGUAUAAUACGGUGCCAUGAGGCAGAAGCAAAAGCACGAGUAGAAGAAGGUAGCUUGAUUCCAGUUUUUGUGGUGGUUGCUACAAAAUUUACAAAUUUAUCACAAGCAGUUUUAGAAGUAGCAUUAGUUGAUGGUCCUCUGAAGCGACUGUCAACAUCAAAUGAUAUGAUAUCUGCUGUACUUUCAACACAACAGUCAGCUUUAAUAUGUAAUAAUCUUCAAAAACGAAGUGUAGCUGAUAUAGGAGAAAUAUCGUUAGACUUGCAUCGUCCUGACGAUAAUCAUCCACGUUAUACAGUUUAUGUUUUGGAUAAGCCUAAAAUGCAGGGAAGAAAAACGUAUGCAGCAUUUAUAGUACCACAAGGAAAAGAAACAGAUUGGUUAUUUAGCACAAAAGAAGGAAGACAUCAAGUGCUUAAAAGUGCGCAACGAGAUAGACUUGCAAUUGUUACUCUACGCAGAGAACAUAAAUUUGAGAAUUGGGAUGCUGUAAAAAUUGAAUUGGAAGAUUGUAUUCUGAAUUUAGCUCCAGAAGGUUUAUCUGGCAAAAAUGAUAUUCCAUUUUUAUCUUUAGGAUCUGAUGUUGGGGUGAGAAUUACAUGUUAUGAGGGAAAAAGCGAGCUUAGCGGCGCUUUUGUUGUCGAAGAAGUGGAAAGGGAUGGUUAUGAAUUUAGAAGACUAGUAUUUUUAAGUAACCCUUAUGUUAUCCAAAGUGAAGCGCGACUUAAGCAGGCUAAAUCUAGACGUGGUAGAAUAAAGAAAGUUAUUGACUCUGGUUUCCUAGCUUGUGAUCAUCAUUUAUACAUGAGUAUUGGUGUCAUUGCUGCAAUAAAUCCUAAAGAAUGUGAUGAGAUAAUGAUCAUAGGACUAGGUGGAGGAAGUUUAUGUACAUUUUUGUACAAUUGUUUUCUUAAAUUGAAAAUUGUUGCUGUUGAAAUUGAUGAAGCUAUGUUAAAAGUUGCUACUGAUUAUUUCGGUCUUCCUGUUGACACUAGAAUGAAAGUUGAAAUUGCUGAUGGAAUUCAAUUCAUCAAAGAAAAUGCAAUGUCUGGAAAGAAAUUUAAGGCUGUACUUUUUGAUGUAGACAGCAAAGAUACUACAGUUGGGAUGAGUUGUCCGCCUAAACAGUUUUUAGAAAUGCCAAUUAUAAAAUCCGUUUCAGAAUGUUUAUCGAAUGAUGGUCUUUUUAUAUUGAAUUUAGUUAGUCGAGAUCAGAGCAUCAAGAAAAAAGUGAAGAAUGAUCUAAAAUCUAUAUUUAAAUGUAUAGCAUGCUACUCUGUGCAAGACGAAGUAAAUGAAAUUGUUAUAUGUUCCAUAAAUGAAAAUGAUACUUCUGAAUGGGCAAAUAAAUUAGAAGUAGCUGCCACAACUUUAAACGAACAAGUGUCUGCAAGAAAAUUAUUGAGUAAUACAGAUAUAUUUGACUUAUCAUCUUUUAUGCAGAAUCUAUCUGUACAUUCAUAAUUAAAAAGUCUAUCAUUAACGU